This is a messenger RNA of Funneliformis caledonium, 194 nucleotides long. NCBI's taxonomy places the organism in Eukaryota, Fungi, Glomeromycota, Glomeromycetes, Glomerales, Glomeraceae. The record is from the annotation of a GenBank genome assembly.
AAACAAUAUCUCCUAAAAUUAUUGCAUAUAAUGAUACAAUUACGAAAAGUAAAGAUGAAUUACGUGAAAUUUUGAAAAGAAUUUUCAGAGUUAAUGCUAUAGUUGUGUUGGCAGCAGCUCUAUUUAUAGGUAGAGUAUCUUUGGUAAUAGAAGCUAUUGUUGGUCUUGAUGUAGUAACAUAUUUUGGCAGAUAA